Molecule: messenger RNA, 952 nt
Organism: Gastrolobium bilobum
Lineage: Eukaryota; Viridiplantae; Streptophyta; Magnoliopsida; Fabales; Fabaceae
Product: exosome complex exonuclease RRP46 homolog
Exons: 7
Coding region: 59-790 (243 amino acids)
Biological process (GO): U4 snRNA 3'-end processing; nuclear mRNA surveillance; poly(A)-dependent snoRNA 3'-end processing
Cellular component (GO): nucleolus; nuclear exosome (RNase complex); cytoplasmic exosome (RNase complex)
Source: RefSeq, a predicted model, not a curated record
UCAAAUUGCACUCUCCGUAGCAGCGCUUUUUUGGGGAACGCGGUAUUGAGCGUAUUGGAUGGAGAUUGUGAGACCCGACGGACGGAGUCCGAAUCAACUAAGGCGACUUGCGUGCUCUCGUUCCGUGGUGCAUCGCGCACAUGGCUCAGCCAGUUGGACUCAAGGAGACACCAAAGUUCUAGCCGCGGUUUAUGGUCCAAAAUCUGGAACCAAGAAGAAUGAAAACCCUGAAAAAGCUUCCAUCGAAGUUAUUUGGAAGCCUAACACAGGACACAUUGGAAAAGUGGAGAAGGAAUAUGAGAUGAUAUUGAAGAGAACUUUGGAAAGCAUUUGCAUUCGAACCAUAUAUCCCAACACAACCACUUCGGUUAUCGUCCAGGUUGUCCACAAUGAUGGUGCUCUUCUUCCAUGUGCAAUAAAUGCAGCAUGCGCUGCACUCGUGGAUGCUGGAAUUCCCCUAAAACAUCUUGCUGUUGCAAUAUGUUGUUCUGUAACAGAUAGUGGCUGUAUCAUAUUGGACCCGACUAAAAAUGAAGAGGAGAAAAUGAAAGCAUUUGCCUAUUUAGUUUUUCCCAAUGCAAUUGUUUCAGUCCUACCAGAGCGAUCAUUGCAGGUGGGCAGUGAACCCUUGUCACAUGGAAUCAUAACAUCUGUUACGCAGGGUGCUAUGUCAGUGGAUGAUUAUCUUCACUGCCUAGAACGAGGGCGUGCUACUACUGUAAGGUUGUCUGAAUUUUUGAGGAAGAACAUAGAGCCUAAAUCUACGAGCGGGACUUCUAAAGCAGGGUGAUUUCCAAUCAUCUAAAGCUAAUAUGUCUCAUUUCAUAAACAGCUUGUACCAUUGUGACUAUGAUUAUGAUAUUUUUUAGUUGUUUUCAGUGUGAUCUGCGGGAUUUGUAGCAAUAGCAGUGCUCUUCUACUUAUGCCAUCAUAAAUUCUGAAUUCUUUAAUU